Molecule: messenger RNA, 6684 nt
Organism: Hydractinia symbiolongicarpus
Lineage: Eukaryota; Metazoa; Cnidaria; Hydrozoa; Anthoathecata; Hydractiniidae
Product: U5 small nuclear ribonucleoprotein 200 kDa helicase-like
Exons: 34
Coding region: 51-6470 (2139 amino acids)
Cellular component (GO): nucleus
Molecular function (GO): nucleic acid binding; ATP binding; ATP hydrolysis activity
Source: RefSeq, a predicted model, not a curated record
UUUUAGACAUAAUAAAGUAGCAUUCAGAAAGAAGAUUUUGUUGGACCAAGAUGGCUGAUGCAACUGCCAGGUCUAUGCAAUAUGAGUACAAAGCUAACUCAAAUCUUGUGUUGCAAGCUGAUCUUAGUUUGAUUGAAAGACGUGGUCGUGAUGAAGCUACUGGAGAAGUACUCUCACUACAAGGUCAUUUGGGUGGCAUUAAAAUGGGGGACAAAUACAUCCGUGCCAGACCACCAGCAUUGGAACAAGAAAAAGAAAAGAAAGCCAAACGUCCAAAAACAUCAGAAAAGGAAGGAGAUAUAAACUAUGGAAAAAUGAAAAGCAGUUCACUUCUUUCUGAGCAAGUAGAUGAAAUGGCUGGUAUAUUCUACAGACCUAAAACAACAGAAACUAGACAAACUUAUGAAGUUUUGCUCAGUCUUAUUCAGGCAGCUAUUGGUGAUCAGCCACGUGAUAUUUUGUGUGGAGCAGCAGAUGAAGUUUUGAUUUGUUUAAAAGAUGAAAAAUUAAAGGAUAGGGAAAGAAAAAAAGAAAUUGCUGCCUUGCUCGGUAGUGUUCCUGACGAAAGAUAUGCGCUCCUAGUAAAUCUUGGACGUAAAAUCACUGAUUACUCAGUUGACAAAGACGCUGCUGGUGAUGAAGAUAUGAUUGAUGAAAAUUAUGGCGUAGCUGUUCAAUUUGAUGAAGAUGACGAAGAGGACAAAGAUGUGAGAGAAAUAAAAGACGAAUCAGAUGAAGACGAAGCAGAGGGAGUGGAGGCUGAUGUUGAUAUGACAUUGCAUGGAGGGCUGGAUGAUGAGGAAGGUGGUUUCAAGAAAUCAAAUGAAAUAUUACAUCCCAGACAAGUUGAUGCAUAUUGGCUGCAGCGUGAGCUCAACAAGUUUUACAAAGAUGCAGAAGUUUCAAGAGCUAAAUCUGAAGAAGUUUUAGAUGUUCUCAAGACAGCGUCAGAUGAGAGAGAUCUAGAAAACAAGUUGGUUCUUUUACUUGGUCAUGAUAAGUUUGCAAUCAUCAAAACAAUUCGAAAACAUAAAAAGAUGAUUCUGUAUUGUACACUUCUGGCCAUGGCAGAAACAAUGAAAGAACGAAAAAAUCUGGAAACUGUGAUGAAAGCUGACCCUGAACUUGCUGAAAUCCUUGCCCAACUUUCUGAGCAAGAUCAAGAAGAUUUGGUUCAAGCUGAACGUGCACGUAAAGCUGCAGCAAGAAAGUCCCGUGUGGAUGCUGAUUUAAAUGCACUGGAAGGUGAAGACAAAAUGAGUCGAUAUGCAAGAAAACUGUUGGAUUUAGAAGAUCUUUCAUUUAAAGAUGGUAGCCAUCUCAUGGCAAACAAAAAGUGCCAAUUGCCUGAUGGUUCUUUUCGAAAAUUGAGAAAAGGCUAUGAAGAAGUUCAUGUACCAGCAUUUAAACCUAAACAAGUAGAGCAAGGGGAGCGAAUUCCAAUAGCUGAUUUACCAAAAUAUUCUCAAGCUGCUUUUGAAGGUUACAAAGAACUCAAUCUUGUUCAAAGUAAAAUUUGUUCUGCAGCAUUAAAAUCAGAUGAAAACCUUUUACUUUGUGCACCAACUAGUGCUGGUAAAACAAAUGUGGCGUUGAUGACAAUUUUACGUGAAGUUAGUAAGCAUAUCAAUCUCGAUGGUACUAUCAGUACUGGUGAAUUUAAGGUGAUAUAUAUUGCACCAAUGAGAUCCUUGGUACAGGAAAUGGUGAUGAAUUUCUCAAAGAGAUUGCAAUCCUAUGGAAUCCAAGUAUCUGAAUUGACUGGAGAUCAUCAACUAAGUAAGGAGCAAAUUGACAGCACUCAAGUUAUUGUUUGCACUCCAGAGAAAUGGGAUAUUAUAACAAGAAAAGCUGGUGAAAGAACAUACACACAACUGGUUCGACUCAUUAUUAUCGAUGAAAUUCAUUUACUUCACGAUGAUCGUGGACCAGUGCUAGAGUCAAUCAUUGCUAGAACCAUCCGACAGGUGGAGAGUACACAGGAGCCGGUCAGAUUAGUUGGGCUAAGUGCCACACUUCCAAACUAUGAAGAUGUUGCAACCUUCAUGAGAGUUAACAUUGACAAAGGAUUGUUCUUUUUCGAUAACAGCUAUAGACCAGUUCCGCUAGAACAACAAUAUGUCGGUGUCACAGAAAAAAAAGCUAUUAAAAGAUUUCAGGUUAUGAAUGAAGUUGUCUAUGAGAAAACUAUGGAUCGGGCUGGAAAAUUUCAAGUUCUUGUUUUUGUACAUUCAAGAAAGGAAACAGGCAAAACAGCUCGUGCAUUACGAGACAUGUGCUUAGAACGUGACACUCUUGGUCAGUUUUUGCGUGAAGAUUCUGCAAGUAUGGAGGUUUUGCGAUCUGAAUCAGAACAGGUAAAAAAUCUUGAACUUAAAGAUUUGUUGCCAUAUGGAUUUGCCAUUCAUCAUGCAGGCAUGGCUCGUGUUGACAGAGCAUUAGUGGAAGAUCUUUUUGCUGAUAAACAUAUUCAAGUACUUGUAUCCACAGCAACUUUAGCUUGGGGUGUCAACUUGCCAGCUCAUACAGUAAUUAUAAAAGGAACACAGAUUUACAGCCCAGAAAAGGGCAAAUGGGUAGAAUUGGGAGCGUUGGAUAUACUUCAAAUGUUUGGUCGAGCUGGAAGACCUCAGUACGAUACAAAAGGAGAAGGAAUCUUAAUUACAAAUCACAACGAGUUGCAGUACUAUUUAUCUUUAUUAAAUCAACAACUUCCUAUCGAAAGUCAGUUCAUCAAUAAAUUGGCUGAUAAUUUAAAUGCUGAAAUUGUAUUGGGCACAAUUCAGAAUGUAAAGGAUGCUUCUACCUGGCUUGGCUACACAUACUUGUAUAUUCGUAUGUUACGUAACCCAACCUUAUAUGGAAUAUCGCAUGAUGAGUUUGAAAAUGACAAACUUUUGGAACAACGCAGAAUGGACUUGAUACACAGCGCUGCAGCUCUACUUGACAAAAAUCAGUUGAUUAAAUACGACAAAAAGACAGGGUUGUUACAGGGCACUGAACUUGGUAGGAUUGCUAGUCACUAUUACUGUACUCAAGAAUCCAUGGCUACUUAUAACAAGUUACUCAAACCAACACUGAGUGAGAUUGAGCUGUUUCGGGUGUUCUCCCUAUCGUCUGAGUUCAAGUACAUUAACGUGCGUGAAGAAGAGAAGCUUGAAUUGCAACAGCUAAUUGAGAGAGUGCCGAUCCCUGUGAAGGAGAGCAUAGAAGAACCAAGUGCAAAAAUCAACGUGUUGUUGCAAGCUUACAUUUCACAGCUGAAGCUGGAAGGUUUCGCUUUGGUAGCAGACAUGGUGUACGUCACUCAAUCAGCCGGACGUUUAAUGAGAGCGAUAUUUGAAAUAUGCUUGCACAGAGGUUGGGCUCAACUUACUGACCGCUCGUUAAAUUUAUGCAAAAUGAUCGACAAGAGAAUGUGGUUGUCCAUGACUCCGCUUCGCCAAUUUAAGAAGAUGCCUUUAGAGGUCGUUAAAAAGCUUGAGAAGAAGGACUUUCCAUGGGAGAGAUUGUAUUAUCUUGGCCAUAAUGAAAUUGGGGAAUUGAUUCAUGCUCCGAAAAUGGGCAAAGUAAUUCAUAAAUUCAUUCAUCAAUUUCCGAAAGUUGAGCUUGCAACGCACAUUCAACCGAUUACCCGAGCCACCCUGAGUGUUGAGUUAACUAUCACUCCUGACUUCCAGUGGGAGGACAAAAUUCAUGGUAAUUCCGAGGCCUUCUGGAUAUUUGUUGAAGACGUUGACGGGGAAGUGAUUCUGCAUCAAGAAUAUUUUCUGUUAAAAGCAAAAUACGCCGCUGAUGAGCAUAUCAUUAAAUUCUUUGUGCCAGUAUUUGAGCCAUUGCCCCCACAGUAUUUUAUCAGAGUUGUUUCAGAUCGAUGGUUGCAUGCUGAGACCCAAUUACCUGUUUCCUUCCGUCAUUUAUUUUUACCGGAAAAGAACACUCCUCCUACUGAGCUGUUGGAUUUGCAACCCUUGCCAGUUUCUGCGUUGAGAAAUCCUGAUUUUGAAGCGCUCUACCAAGACAAAUUUCCAUACUUUAAUCCUAUCCAAACCCAAGUUUUCAAUGCACUUUACAAUUCUGAUGAUAAUAUUUUCAUUGGUGCACCAACUGGAAGCGGGAAAACGAUUUGUGGUGAAUUUGCAAUUUUGCAUCUGCUACUGCAACACCAUGAUGCUCGAUGUGUUUACAUUACGUCUCUGCAAUCUCUUGCAGAACAGGUUUUUACAGAUUGGAGAAGUAAAUUCGGUAUCAUGUUGGGCAAGAACGUGGUGAUGUUGACAGGAGAAACAAGUGCUGAUUUAAAACUGCUUGCUAAAGGUAACAUCAUUAUUAGUACACCCGAUAAAUGGGACGUGCUCUCGAGAAGAUGGAAGCAAAGAAAAAACGUGCAAAAUGUCAAUCUGUUUAUUCUGGACGAAGCUCACCUGAUUGGUGGAGAGAAUGGACCUGUUAUGGAAGUAAUUUGUUCACGGAUGCGAUACAUAUCUUCACAAAUCGAAAAAAGUAUUCGUAUCGUUGCAUUGAGUUCUUCGUUAGCCAACUCGAAAGAUGUUGCGCAGUGGCUUGGUGUUAGCACGAACAACGUGUUCAACUUCCAUCCCAACGUUCGACCUGUACCAAUGGAAUUACACAUUCAGGGUUUUAAUAUCACUCACACUGGAUCGCGUUUAAUUGCUAUGGUAAAACCAGCUUACCAAGCGAUUUCAAGACUGUCACCAAGAAAGCCUGUUAUUGUAUUUGUACCUUCUCGAAAGCAAAGCAAAAUAACUGCCCUUGAUUUGCUUUCGUUUUGCGGUGCUGAAAACCAAUCGCAAAGAUUUUUGCAUUGUACGGAGGAAGAUUUACAACCGCAUUUGAAGCGAAUACAAGAAAAGACGCUGAAGGAGACGUUAGCAUACGGUGUCGGCUAUCUACAUGAAGGUUUGAGUGACAUUGAGGUGAAAGUUGUCGAGCAGCUUUUUUCUUCAGGAGCAGUGCAGGUCAUGGUUGUUUCCCGUACCCUUUGUUGGGCAGUUAGCACUCAUUCUAAUCUCGUCGUUGUUAUGGAUACACUCUACUACGAAGGGAAGAUGCACUCCUACGUCGACUACCCUGUGACAGAUGUGUUACAAAUGCUUGGUCGCGCAAACAGACCACUGAUUGAUGACUCUGGCAAAGCGGUUAUUCUUUGUUUAGCUUCUAAGAAGGACUUCUAUAAGAAGUUUUUGUACGAGCCUUUACCAAUCGAAUCACAUCUUGAUCAUUGUUUGCACGACCACUUUAACGCAGAGGUUGUAACGAAAACCAUUUCCAAUAAACAAGAUGCUGUGGACUAUUUAACGUGGACGUUCUUAUAUCGUCGUAUGACUCAGAAUCCGAACUACUAUAAUCUACAAGGUGUAUCCCAUCGCCAUUUAUCAGAUCACAUGUCUGAAUUGGUGGAAAAUACGCUCUCAGAUCUUGAACAAUCUAAGUGCGUGUCAAUCGAAGAUGAAAUGACUUGUACGCCCCUCAAUCUGGGUAUGAUUGCAGCGUAUUAUUACAUAAACUACACCACUAUUGAGCUCUUUAGCGUAUCUCUCUCAGCAAAAACGAAAUUGAAGGGGCUCAUCGAAAUUAUCGCAUCUGCGUAUGAGUAUGAGUCUAUACCGAUUCGACAACACGAGGAUUCUGUUCUUAAACAGCUAUCAAAUCGUGUUCCUUACAAAGUAUCGAACACAAAAUUCAAUGAUCCUCACGUAAAAACUAACCUGCUAUUGCAAGCACAUUUGUCAAGAAUGCAGUUGUCAGCAGAAUUGCAAUCUGAUACGGAGUUUAUUCUUGGAAAAGCCAUGCGUUUGAUUCAAGCCUGUGUUGAUGUGUUAAGUAGCAACGGUUGGUUAUCCCCGGCUAUCACUGCUAUGGAGCUGGCACAAAUGGUAACACAGGGCAUGUGGUCAAAAGAUUCGUAUUUGAAGCAAAUUCCGCACUUCUCCGCAGAUAUUAUUAAGAAAUGUCAGGAGAAGGAGAUUGAGUCUGUGUUUGAUAUCAUGGAUAUGGAAGAUGAAGAAAGAAACAACCUUCUACGCUUGUCUGAACUACAAAUGCAGGAUGUUGCUAAAUUCUGCAAUCGCUAUCCAAAUAUUGAGUUGGCUUACGAAGUUGCUGACAAAGAUUCCUUAUCGUCCGGUGGCCCUAUCGUUGUGAAUGUUAAUUUGGAAAGAGAAGAGGAGCAGCCAGGACCUGUGGUUGCACCUUUCUUCCCUCAGAAGAGAGAAGAAGGAUGGUGGUUGGUGAUUGGUGACCCGAAGAAUAACAGUUUAAUAUCCAUCAAACGAUUGACUUUGCAACAGAAAGCGAAAGUAAAAUUGGAUUUUAUCGCUCCAUCUGCGGGUGCGCACACGUACAACUUGUAUUACAUGAGCGAUUGUUACAUGGGUUGCGAUCAAGAAUAUCCUUUAAAGAUCUCCGUGCAGGAGGGUGAUGAUAUGAGCGAAUCAGAUAGCAACUAGAAUUCGAUCGAAAAAGGAAUAACGAUACAUUCAAAAUGAAGACAACAAAACGUCUGGCGAAAAUAUGGCGAUGGAAAGAAGCGAGCAAAAGAAAAGAAAAAUUAAGUCGUUUUAAAAAAUUAUGAGUGAAGUCUUUUUAUAUAGACUGUUUGAAUGACAUUUUUGACCGUGGAAAUUUUUCUUCAUAUUAUUAGAUCACAGUGUUACAAUACCA